This is a messenger RNA of Heterostelium album PN500, 186 nucleotides long. RefSeq lists its product as uncharacterized. Lineage: Eukaryota; Evosea; Eumycetozoa; Acytosteliales; Acytosteliaceae. The transcript has a single exon. The record is from RefSeq and is a predicted model, not a curated record. Bases 1 to 186 code for a protein of 61 amino acids.
AUGGCACUAUCAACAUCAGAUAUUCAAUCAACAAAUAAUAACAAUAAUUGUUUAUUUGAUCGAUCAUCGACACCACCCCCACCAACAGAGUCUCAUAAAGAACCAAUAUGUCCAGGUGCGCCAAAGAAGAAACGAAUUGAAAUACAAAGAAGAAAUACUGCUAUUUCAAGAAUUCUAUUUCAAUAA